ACUGUCGAGUUCGCGUUCUGAUAACUUAAAAUCCUUAAGAAAACAUCCAUCUGUUGUUGCCGUCGUCGUUUGAGACAAGCAGGGUUGUGAAAACUGGACGACGUCGAGCGCCAUUUUUUCCGGGAGCGAUAAUUUUCCGAGGGGGGCAUUUUCACGUUUUUUUCUUCACCGAAGUAUCCUUGCUGCGUUUUCAACUGCUGCUUCUGGCUGACGGCCAAAGUAGCUACUAGGAGGAGAGCUGGUGUUUGUGUAGUAGUGGUGUCGGUUUUCCCGUUCUGUUGGGGAUGCUGCGGCCACGGGGGAAAAAUCUUCCUUGAUGGCACACACAUUUGAAGUGUCAAAAAGCUCGGUGCGUGCGUGUUUUUGAUUGUGGGGUUUUGAUUUUAGAGUUUUUCGAAUCGUAAAAUUGUCGUCGGAACAAACGGAUGCUGGACACCUUUGAUCGGAAUCGGGACCACAGCUCGGUGUCCCAGCCGCGGAUGGUGACGGUCGGGCGUUUCAGGUUUUUAGAACGCGAACUUCCAGCUCAGUUGUUGUGAUGUUGCUCAGAAAGAUUCCUUCAUCUUGUAGGGAUUCGAUUGUAGGGCAGGGCGUGUAAAAUUCUUCACCGAUUCGACGAGUUAACCGAAAUUUUUCAUCUAGGGUUAAUGAUUUAGGGGGUGCUUCAUGAUCCGAAGACAAACGUGAUAAAAUUAUUCGGAAAAUCCAAUAGCAUUAGACUGUAUUAAGGCGUUUAUUUUAUUCCCAGAGUGAUCCAAAAGUGUUCAAUUGUGUUAGUGUGAGUGCUCAGCGUAGAAAUUCGUGAUUUUCAGAAGAGAAGUUGCCUUUCAGUAAAAAAGAAAACCCAAGUAAACCCAAAACCGGAAGCAACAUGAAACUGCGGGGGUUCCUGGGGGGAACCCUCCUGGUAUCCGGAUUUGCAGUGCUCUGGGUGCUGCUUCUUCUGCCGGGUCCAGGUGAAACCCUACCGGAUAUCAUUCGAAUCGGAGGCCUGUUCCAUCCGGAUGAUGACCAUCAGGAGAUUGCGUUCCGAUAUGCAGUCGAGAAGAUAAACUCGGACAAAACUAUCCUGCCUCGGUCCAAACUGUUGGCCCAAAUCGAACGGAUAUCGCCGCAGGAUAGCUUCCUGGCAUCGAAGCGGGUUUGUCACCUGCUGAGGGUGGGGGUGGCCGCCAUCUUUGGACCCCAAUCGUCGCACACCGCCAGCCACGUGCAGAGUAUUUGCGACACUAUGGAGGUAUGACCAAAACAUAAAUAAGGUUCUAAUAUCUCGAUUUUGAUGUGAG
Molecule: messenger RNA, 1286 nt
Organism: Uranotaenia lowii
Lineage: Eukaryota; Metazoa; Arthropoda; Insecta; Diptera; Culicidae
Product: glutamate receptor ionotropic, kainate 1-like
Exons: 4
Coding region: 872-1243 (123 amino acids)
Source: RefSeq, a predicted model, not a curated record